CCCUCGCCCGGCGCGGCAGUCGUGUGUUGGAGGUUGCGAAGGGAAGACCCACACGCUACUCACGGGGGGAGUCCGUGCUUAUUUCUCGACAGGUGUUGCAUACACAACACUGUAACAAUGCCAGUAUUCCAUACUAAGACAAUUGAGGGUAUCCUCGAGCCCGUUGCUCAGCAGGUUUCUCGUCUGGUGAUCCUGCACGAGGAGGCGGAAGAUGGCAACGCGAUGCCAGACUUGGAGAAGCCGGUCAUGGCUGUCUCCAAAGCCGUCGUCAACCUCGUCAAGGUUGGAAGAGAGACCAUAAAUAGCAGUGAUGACCCCAUUUUGAAACAAGAUAUGCCAGCAGCCUUGAACCGAGUUGAAAGUGCAGCCAAAUUAUUAGAGGAAGCCUCUUCACUUCUGAAAGCAGACCCAUAUUCACAACCAGCCAGAAAGAAACUAAUUGAAGGAGCAAGAGGUAUUUUGCAAGGAACAUCUGCAUUGCUACUGUGUUUCGAUGAAUCAGAAGUUCGCAAAAUUAUACGAGAAUGUAAGAAAGUUCUUGACUACCUUGCUGUAGCUGAAGUUAUUGAAACUAUGGAAGAUUUGGUACAGUUUGUUAAGGACUUAUCUCCUUGCCUGACAAGAGUGUCUCGUGAUGUGGAUGGACGUCAGCAGGAGCUGACACACCAAGUCCAUCGUGAAAUCCUAAUGCGCUGUUUAGAAGGGGUGAAGACUCUCUCUCCCAUCCUCAUAUGCUCAAUGAAAAUUUUCAUUCAAAUUUUCCAUCAAGGAGGGAAAGGCAUAGAGGAAGCUGCUGAAAAUAGAAAUUAUUUAGCUGGGAGGAUGACAGAUGAGAUCAAUGAAAUAAUUCGUGUGCUGCAACUAACAACGUAUGAUGAAGAAGAAUGGGAUGCAGAUAAUUUGACUGUUAUGAAGAAAGCCCUCAAUGCCAUUGAUGGCAAAGCUCAAGCAGCACAUGAUUGGCUUUUAGAUCCAACAGCUUUAAGGGGUGGCAUCGGCGAGAAAUCACUACGGCAAAUAUUGGCACAGGCAGACAAAGUUGCUGAUCGGUCUUUACCCCCUGACCGUGAUGCAAUAAAGAAAUUGUCAGGCGAUAUAUCCUCCAUGACUGAUGCACUUUGUGAAUUGAGGCAAGAUGGGAAAGGAACAACACCACAGGGACAGAGCUUAGCACGAAGCAUUGGAGAGAAGCUGAAUGAACUGAGUGGUGCAAUUUCAAGAGCUGUAAGCAAUGUGGAGCGUAGUGGUGUUCAGCAGCCAGCCCAUACCGUUGCUGGACGACUGGAGCAGGCACAGCGUUGGCUUAAUAAUCCUUCAUUGGAUGAUAAAGGAUUGGGACAACAAGCCAUUGGUCUAAUUGUGGAGGAAGGCAAGAGGGUUGCAGCAGGACUGACUGGCCCAGCACAGGCAGACAUCCUUGCACUGUGUGAUGAAGUUGAUGGCCUCUCUCAACAACUAUCAGAGAUGUGUAGACGUGGACAAGGAGACAGUCCCCAGGCGCAAGCCAUUGCCAGGCAUGUUCUAUACAAGGCUGGUACUCCCAACACCUGGUGCUGUGCCCAAAUUGGCUUCAGCACCCGGAGCCAUUACCAAGUCAACCAUGAUAUUAUUAAAAGCUCACCCUCCUGUAUAAUAGGUACUCCUGGCCGUGAACAAGCCUUUGACAACAGAGCUGCUAACCUGGCUAAUUUCAGCAACAGAGCAGCCAAAACAGCCCUAAUGGUUGCUGCAGGUAGUUCUGGUGGAAACAAGAAAUUGACAGAAGCUCUUUUAGCAUCAUCUGGGCAAGUGGAAAGUCUGACCCCGCAGUUGGUUGCAGCAGGACGUAUUCGCAUGACAUAUCCCACAAACAAGGCAGCAGAUGAACAUUUUGAGAAUCUGCGCAGACAAUAUGCAGAGAGUAUCCAAAAAGUGAGAGACCUUGCAGAUGAAGCAACAGAUUCUGCUGCUUUUAUUAAAGCCUCAGAAAAUCUGAUAAAGAAACACACUGCUGCCUGUGAGUCAUCUAUUGCCACACAUGAACCACAGUCAAUGGUGGACAACACAAGUGCCAUUGCCCGUCUUGCCAAUCGGGUACUAAUGGUAGCAAAACAAGAGGCUGAUAAUUCUGAGGAUCCUGGAUUUGUAGCAAAAGUCAAUGCUGCUUCUGACCAACUACAAGCAGCUGUAACACCAAUGGUACAAAAUGCAAAGGAUGUAGCAAUGAACCCAGAUGAUCAGAGAGCCAUAAGCAGAUGGCGACAGUCCAACCAAGCUUUACUGACUGCAGUUGGCGAAGUGCGUCGUGCUGUAAUGGUAUAUCCUGAUGAGGAACCCACUAUUCCACCCCCACCAGACAUGUCAGCACUCUCUCUAAGUGCUCCUCCGCGUCCUCCUGCCCCACCACAAAUGAUCGACCUUGAGGAUGACAUUUUUAAGGUUGAUUUCAUGAAAAUAUUUGGGGAACCAGAAGGAGCAUUGACUCCUUUGCAGUAUCAGAGCAUCCACAUGCCUGAAAGAG
Molecule: messenger RNA, 2500 nt
Organism: Penaeus monodon (black tiger shrimp)
Lineage: Eukaryota; Metazoa; Arthropoda; Malacostraca; Decapoda; Penaeidae
Gene: Vinc
Product: vinculin-like
Biological process (GO): cell adhesion
Cellular component (GO): actin cytoskeleton
Molecular function (GO): actin filament binding; structural molecule activity
Source: RefSeq, a predicted model, not a curated record